AUGAAAUCUCGCUACAUUUAGAUUGAUAAAUAUAUGAUAGACACCUAGAAAUAGUUGGGCAAAGGAAGUUGUGGUACUGUUUACUUGGGGUUUUACGCUAAAGGAACUGGUGAUGAAAAAGUAUUCUUAGCCAUUAAAGAAAUACCUGUCAAAGCAUCUCCAGAAGUAACAGUGUCACUAUUACAAGAAAUCAAUGUGUUAAGAAAAAUAAAUCACUUAAACAUUGUAGGCUUUAUUGAUGCAAAAAAGAAUGAAGAGUAUAUGUAUUUGGUUACAGAAUACUGUAAUCAAGGGGCUCUUGAAGAUUUUAUCUUGAAUCAUAAUCUCUCGGAAGAAGAUGUGGUUGUGUUCUUUAGAUAAAUAGCUUCUGCAUUCAAAUAUUUAGUUAGCAAAAAGAUUAUUCAUAGAGAUAUAAAACCAUAAAACUUAUUGUUACAUAAUGGGUAAGUCAAGGUUGCAGACUUCGGAUUAGCUAAAGUGAUGGAUCAAUCAAAUUAGAGUGGAAAAUUUCAGACUUUUAGUGGUACACCAGUUUUCAUGUCUCCACAAAUAAUAAAAUAAGAAUCCUAUAAUAGUUUAAGUGAUAUGUGGUCUUUGGGUGUUACUUUCUACUUUAUGUUAUUUAGAGAGUAUCCAUGGGAAGAAGUCAACCCAUUAAAAUUAUUAAAGAAAAUUCAAUAAAAAAUUGACAAUCUCAUUCCUGAAGGAUGUACAUUAUCUGAACCAACUAAAGAUCUUUUAAAGCGGAUGCUGGUUAUUGAUGAAAAUAAUAGGAUUUCAUGGUAGGACUUCUUUAAUCAUAAAGCGAUCAAAAUUGAAUAGGAUCCUAUGUAUACACUAUCAACAUAAGAUUCAGUCGAAGAUUUGACUUUAAAUAAUUUUUUACUCUAAAGUGCAAGUAUAAGUUUAUCGGAUAAGGAAUAAGAUGAAAUGUAAGAGUAUGGAAGAAGACAAACAUUAAAUUAUUUGGCUCAUUAAAAUAUAUUGAAUAGAGCCAGAAAAGCAAAAGAUCACUUAGAAUUCGAAAAAUCCAUUGGAUAUUAUUACUUGUAAGUAGCCAAAGAAUUGGAAAGUUAAAAAAAAAUUGAUUAAGCGAACUUAAUACCAGAAGAUUUGUAUAUUAAGUCGAUGUUUUUACUUUACAAACGAAUUUAUUGUGUGUUUUCAUCCUUAAACUAGAUGCUGCUGUUUGAUUGCAACGAAUCAGGAAUCAUAGAGAUUGAUCCUCAAGAUUGGCUUGAAUUGAUGACUUCUGAAUAUCACUAAAAUGAUUUGUAGAAAAUUAGAUAGAGCACUUAAAGAGAUUUCGAUAUUUCUAGAAAGGAAUUCAUAAAAUGGAAAGAGCAAUUAUAUGAUGCUUAAUUUCAAUUAGAAAAGUUCUCUAUAAUAGAAAGAGGAGAUGCUUAUAAGGAUAGUAGUAUUAGAGGAAAAUGA
Molecule: messenger RNA, 1434 nt
Organism: Paramecium tetraurelia
Lineage: Eukaryota; Ciliophora; Oligohymenophorea; Peniculida; Parameciidae
Exons: 3
Biological process (GO): protein autophosphorylation; peptidyl-serine phosphorylation; autophagy
Cellular component (GO): autophagosome; cytoplasm
Molecular function (GO): protein serine/threonine kinase activity; ATP binding
Source: RefSeq, a predicted model, not a curated record